AUGAAUUUGCUUGAGCAAGCUAAAAGUGACGGAGAUACAUUUCACGAGCACUCCGACGUCCACUUUCGAAUGUCUUGUGAUCUGAUGAAUGAAUAUCUGAAACCGAAGAGAGGAGAAAGUAUUAUUGACUUUGGUUGCGCUACCGGAAGGCUUGCAGUAGAGUUAGCAUCGAGAGUCGGUAAAUCAGGACGAGUAGUCGGUGUAGAUAUCGACAAGAGAAGAAUAGCGUUAGCUAGAGCAGAGCUAAUCAGAUUACACAGCAGUCACGUGUCACUAACAUUUGUACAGAGAAGCAUAAAAGAAGCGAUGAGACUUGAACCGUUUGAUCGAAUCUUGAACAACAUGGUAUUUCAAUGGAUUAAACCUGUCGAGCGUUCAAUUAUUAUGAAAGAUAUUUAUUCAAAUCUGAAACCCGGUGGUCGAUUUGCAUUUCUCGUAUUUCCUACCCAGACUCAAGACAGAUUUAUUUUCAGAGACAUUCUUUCUUUAUUAUCGCCUUCAGAAAGUCUGGAAUCGGUCUGGGGCAUCUAUCUUGAGUCAGUUUCAACCUGGUUGCAGCUCUGUACUGAUAUUGGAUUUGAUAUAGAGAUGUCUGAUGUCAAAAUGGUCGAAGAGGAAGAGCCGACUGUCAAAGAUCUGGUUGCACUGGUAGAAGCUGCUGUUCCAGCUUUCAAAUCAUAUAUGUUGAGUGAGAAAGACGUGGAAUAUCUCAAGCAGCUGUACAGGUCAGAUUCUCAUGAGAAAAUUCGAUAUCAAUGUAGAGUGUUUACAGUGUUGGCAAGGAAAUGUUUAUGA
This is a messenger RNA of Corticium candelabrum, 795 nucleotides long. RefSeq names its product carboxy-S-adenosyl-L-methionine synthase-like. The coding region runs from base 1 to 795 and encodes 264 amino acids. Lineage: Eukaryota; Metazoa; Porifera; Homoscleromorpha; Homosclerophorida; Plakinidae. The record is from RefSeq and is a predicted model, not a curated record. The transcript has a single exon.